AGCUUCCCAGCACAACCUGAGAAUUGAAAAUGCAGCUCAAUACAUUUCAGUUCUCCUUCUUCCUCUUCCUCUUCAUCACCUCCGCUUGGGGUUCGAGUGGCGGUAACGGUGGUGCUGCGAGCAGAAAGGUCGGGUCCCGAGAAGUGUGGGAGACAGGGCAGCCAAUAAGUAGUGGCAGUGGCUCUGGCCACGGACCCAACUGGCAGUAUAGUUGGGGGUGGUGGAGUACUAGCCCCGGUGGUGGUUGGGGUUCUGGUUCUGGAUCACCUGGAAGCAGGUAUGCUAAUGGGUGGGGUAGGGGUUCGGGUUAUGGAUAUGGCUCCGGGUCUGGUGGGGGAGGUGGAGGCGGUGGUGGCGGCGGCGGUGGUGGAGUACAUGGUGGCGCAGGUGGAGGCGGUGGUAGUGGUGGGGGAGGAGGAGGGAAAAACAACCAUGGCUGAAGUACUGGAUGCAAGUUCAUGAUCGAGUGAUAUGGUUGUAUAAGCCUUCUAUAUAUAUUUCUGUGUUGCAGUGUGUAGCAUAUAUAAUACUAAUAAUAGCUUUCUCAAUUCUUAUCAUAAAGAAAAGCUCAAGUCUUUGUCUAAUUAAGAAGAUAACAGUGUCGAUGUAAGUGUGGUGUUUAACCCUUUUCUCUUACUAGUCUUACAUGAAAAUUGUAGCUUGAUAUAUUAUAUAUACCUCUCCCUUGCUCAUUA
This is a messenger RNA of Argentina anserina (silverweed cinquefoil), 695 nucleotides long. Its product is annotated as putative glycine-rich cell wall structural protein 1. The record is from RefSeq and is a predicted model, not a curated record. The coding region runs from base 30 to 440 and encodes 136 amino acids. NCBI's taxonomy places the organism in Eukaryota, Viridiplantae, Streptophyta, Magnoliopsida, Rosales, Rosaceae. The transcript has a single exon.